AUGUCAGCCGUUCUGCAGGAGACAAUAUCACAACUAAAGCAUUUGAUCAUAACCCAUAUUCAGCAGUUGAACUACGAUUCAGCGGAGUUCUUCUCCGAAUUGUUGUAUGCCGACUGCUCGUGGAUCAACAACGGCAGCAACACGGGUGGUAAUACAGUAGAUGACUGCCGGGAUAGGUAUGAUUCGUUGUAUUACUAUGCAUUGACGUUAUAUUUGCAAGGAGAAUAUCAUUCUUCUAUUCAUGUUGUUAAGGAUUCAUUGAGAUCUCAUCUAGGGUGUGCGUAUGUCUAUGCGAGAUGUUGUUUAAAGCUUGGGAAACAUUACCAGGAGGCCAUUCAAGCGUUGGUGGUUUUGCAGGAUUGCUGGCAGAACGGUGUGACGAACACCACUGAUUUGUACAUGUACCCUGAUAAAGCGACAAUAUUAUCUGUGUUGGGCCAAUUAUCUUUAAAAUCGCAUCAAGAUAAAGAAUCGGUUAGUUUCCUUUCGCAGUCGUUGUCUACUAACAGCCAUCAGUUAGAGCCGCUAUCCAUCCUAUUUGAAAUGCGGGCAGAUCUCCAGACAGUUAAAUUGUUCAAACCUGUCAAGAAGUCGUGGAAGUCGAAGCAUUUACGAACAUCUAAUAUUAUUUCAAAGCCGCAAACUCCGUUUAAGAUACCGUCUAGGUUAACGACAUCUUCGGUUGCAGUUGCUCCAAAUCCUUUACUUUCUACCUCCAAUGUUAUAGUUGCCACUUCUCCGUCUCUGAUGAGGCGAUCUAAAUUUCUAAAUUCAAGUAGUAACACCACUUUAACCAAUAGUAGCAACAGCAAUAGCGGUAGCAGCGAUAGCGGUGGUAACGGCAGUAACAACAACAACAACAUCAACAACAACAGCAACAAUAAUAAUAAUAAUAAUCAUAAUAAUAAUAAUGUUAAUAAUAAUGUCCAGCAAUCUACUCCUCCUUCGAAACUUCUGAGUAUUGAUCAUAAUAAAAUAACGCCCGAAGGUAAAACUUCGCCAUCUCAGGUUCAAAUAUUGUCACACAACCCUGUUUCCCGGAGACCUUUAGAUCAGUUGUUAUACUGGAUGAUGAAAGCGUAUAAAUCAUAUUAUCGUUAUGAUUCUUAUAGGGCCAUUAGAUUAUUAAAUGAACAACUUCCGCCUCAUAUUUUACAAUCUAUGCCUUGGUGCUUAUCCUUAUUGUCUAGACUACACUUUGAGAUUCAGAACCACGAUAUGGCAUUAUCUUAUUUUAGCAAGUUGCGUCGCUUGCAGCCCACUAGACUCAAGGACAUGGAUGUUUAUUCUACUCUACUAUGGCAUCUACAUGAUAAAAUUCGUUUAGCCGAUUUGUGCCAUGAGUUAAUGGAACAAGAUGACAAAAGUGCCAUUACAUGGUGUUGUUUAGGUAACUUGUUUUCUCUAAAUAGAGAUCAUGAUGAAGCCAUUAAAGCAUUAAAAAAGGCUACCAAUCUCGACCCGCGGUUUGCGUAUGCAUAUACUUUGCAAGGUCAUGAAUACUCUAAUAAUGAUGCCUUCGAUAAUGCUAAAAUGUGCUACCGCAAAGCUUUGGCCAUUAACCCUAAUCACUAUAACGCUCAUUACGGUUUAGGUAUGUCUUGUAUCAAGUUAGGCCAAUAUGAUGAAGCAUUACUUCAUUUCGAAAAGGCACGUUCUAUCAACCCUGUGAAUGUAAUCCUGAACUGUUGUUGCGGGGUGGCCCUUGAGCGUUUGGGUCGUCGUGAGAAAGCUCUCGACUUUUACCAAUUAGCCUGUGAAUUACAACCAAAUUCGUCCUUGGCAUUAUUUAAAAAGUCCCAGCUAUUGUUCAAUUUGGGUCAGUACAGUAAUGCCUUACAGAAUUUUGAAAAAUUAGAACAGUUGACUCCAAACGAAGCACCAAUUCAUUUUCUAUUGGGACAAUUAUAUCAAAUAGUCGGAAGAAAAAAAGACGCCAUAACACAGUUCACGAUUGCUAUGAAUUUGGAUCCUAAGGGUAUUCAAUUGGUUAAAGAGGCAUUGGAGAAAUGUCAUGAGCAGGGCUAA
Molecule: messenger RNA, 2028 nt
Organism: Eremothecium cymbalariae DBVPG#7215
Lineage: Eukaryota; Fungi; Ascomycota; Saccharomycetes; Saccharomycetales; Saccharomycetaceae
Gene: CDC27
Product: anaphase promoting complex subunit CDC27
Exons: 1
Coding region: 1-2028 (675 amino acids)
Biological process (GO): cell division
Molecular function (GO): protein binding
Source: RefSeq, a predicted model, not a curated record